AACUUCAGUGAGUCUCUGCUCUGAUUGGCUGGCGCCUGUCGGAUAAAAAGGGCUGCGCGCAGCGCACUGCUGAUUGCAUCUGGGACUCGAGCUUUUUGGGGGGAGUAGAGUGGAGUGAACUGCAAAAACCAGAUAUGACAGGAAAAGGACUCGUUCUUUCCGACACUUUGAACAAACAGAAAACAAGUGUGAACCAGCAGCCGUUUGCGGUGUGGAAGAUGGGCCCCGCGGCGCCACGGCGCACCGGCUUCGGCAUCCAGGAGCUGCUCGGCCUCAAUAAGGAGCCGCCAAGGCGCCCGCUGGAGGUUUUACCGCUGAGGGCGCACGGGCUGGCCCCCAGGUCGACACUCGGACCCGCUGCAUUCGGGAUCGGCGUGGGACUGCUGGCGCCGGAGGGGAUCCACUCGUUUUACGGUCAGCCGGCGUUUCUGGAGGCGCUGUCGGAGGCGCGAGACGCGCACGUGGACGCCCCUAUGGAUGUGCGGCACUCCGACACCUCGGAUUCUGAUGAUUUGAGCCUUUCCUGUACUGACAGAAAGUUUUCCAAAUCAUCCAUGAGCAAGAAGAGAAAGAAAAGACGACACAGAACCAUUUUUACCUCCUAUCAGUUGGAGGAGCUAGAGAAAGCUUUUAAUGACGCUCAUUAUCCAGAUGUUUAUGCCAGAGAAAUGCUCUCCAUGAAGACUGAGCUCCCAGAGGACAGGAUACAGGUGUGGUUCCAAAACCGUAGGGCCAAGUGGAGGAAACGGGAGAAGUGUUGGGGCCGUAGCAGUGUGAUGGCAGAGUAUGGCCUUUAUGGCGCCAUGGUCCGUCACUCCAUCCCACUCCCCGAGUCCAUCCUCAAGUCUGCUAAAGAGGGAGUCACCGACUCGUACGCCCCAUGGUUACUAGGUAUGCACAAGAAAUCUAUAGAGACGCUGCACGCCUCGCCCGUUAAACCCCGCGACACACGAACGCCCACGCAGGAGAAAAUGGUGGACAGAGGGAUGGAGGAAGACAGGGAGAAGCAGGAAGAAGACCUGGAAUCACCCUUUUCUAAAGAGGAACUGAGGGAGUAUAGUAUUGCUGCACUCAGAGCGAAGGCGCAACAGCACAGCGCUAAGAUGCUCGAGACGGUUUCCGACAGACCUGACGGCCUCAAAACACACAAAGAGGAAAGUGAGGACAAAGUCACACGGCAGGAAAUGGAGGAGAAUGUCUAAAAUCAUUACUUUUAUAGACUUUAUCUCACUGUGUGGCGAAACAUUUCAAAGGAGGAAACGCUUCGUGGCCUGAAAAAUGGAUGUUUACGUCGCCAUGCUACAACCAAGAUUCAAGUUAAGCUUGUUGGAUGAACUGCAAAAUAGAUGAAAAGCUGUUUUGUUUCAGCUGUUCC
Messenger RNA from Thalassophryne amazonica, 1375 nucleotides. RefSeq names its product visual system homeobox 2-like. Gene Ontology annotation, molecular function: DNA-binding transcription factor activity, RNA polymerase II-specific; sequence-specific double-stranded DNA binding. Gene Ontology annotation, biological process: regulation of transcription by RNA polymerase II. Lineage: Eukaryota; Metazoa; Chordata; Actinopteri; Batrachoidiformes; Batrachoididae. Gene Ontology annotation, cellular component: nucleus. The transcript has 5 exons. The record is from RefSeq and is a predicted model, not a curated record. The coding region runs from base 135 to 1202 and encodes 355 amino acids.